UUAGGCUCCACGCGGGGUCUUUGCAGCCCAUCCGCCGCCGGUGAAGCCAUGGAGAGCCUCCGCUGCUUGGCUUUCCUCCUGGGCUACGCCGCCUUUGCAGCCGCAGCCUCGGAAGAAGGGAAAACCUGGUGUUAUGCCUCACAACAGUGCAAAGUCCCAGAUUGCAAAGAACCUCGCCUAUGGGCGAAGCUAUAUUCAGAAUGUGGAAACAACAAACAAUCUCCGGUUAAUAUUCUCACCCGGCAGGUAACAUACAACAACUCUCUGAAAGCGUUUAAUUUUAUAAACUACGAUGUCGAAUCCAACCACAAAUGGAGCAUGGAAAACAACGGACACACAGUCGUCGUCCAGCUGGGUCAGUCGGAGAAGGUGGAGUCUGGGGGUCUGAACGGGAGAUACAAGGCGGUGCAGUUUCAUUUCCACUGGGGAAGUGAGAUGGGGAACACGCGGAGUCCUGGAUCCGAACACAGCAUCGAUGGAGAGAGGUACCCCAUGGAGCUUCACAUUGUCCACAUUAAGGAGGAAUUUAGCAGCACAGAUUCAGCGAUCAAAGGAAAAGGCGUAGCGGUGCUGGGAUUUUUUAUAAAGGUUGGCAAAAAGAAUCGAAACUAUGAAUCGCUCAUUUCAAAUUUAGAAAAGAUUGGGACUGCAGGGCAAAAAGUAGAGAUUCCAGCUUUGGCCCUGGAAUCCCUGAUCCCGGAGAAGAAGGAUCUCACCAGCUUCUAUCGCUACACUGGCUCUCUGACCACCCCUGCCUGCAGUGAAGAGGUGGUCUGGACCUUGUUUGAGAAACCCAUUGAACUUGAGUGGGAGCAGAUUGAAGAGUUCUGGAAAAAGGUGUAUUUCGACAAAGGGAAGACCCUUCCAAUGGUGGACAAUUUUCGACCGGUUCAGCCUCUGGGUGGCCGAAUUAUCGAAAAAUCGAACUCAAACCUCCUGCUGCCUCCGGGGAAUGCGCUCUUGCUGGUCCCAACUGCAGCGUUCCUGGCUUCCGCUUGGAUCUCCUGAAGCGGAGGCUCUGGAACCUUUGAACAAUGCGCAUUGAAUGGCCCGCCCUCCUCUUGGAAGCCUUCGACCCCCCCUUGGCAUCUCCCAGCCACAAUCUAGGAUCUCUUUCACAGGAUGGCCAGGAUUUCAUAGCAGAAACAGAUUUUCGGAUGAUGUUCUCCUUCUUCUUUUCUUCCUCCUUCUCCAUAUUUUCUCCAUCUCUCUCUCUUUUACCCCUUCUCAAUCUUUUCCUCCUUCUCCUUCCCUCCUAAUCCUUCUUCCUCUUCUUGUCCUUCUUUUCCUUCUCCUCCAUAUUUCUUCCUUCUCUCUCUUUUCUCCCCUUCUCAACCUUUUCCUCCUUCUCCUUCCCUCCUAAUCCUUCUUCCUCUUCUUGUCCUUCUUUUCCUUCUCCUCCAUAUUUCUUCCUUCUCUCUCUUUUCUCCCCUUCUCAACCUUUUCCUCCUUCUCCUUCCCUCCUAAUCCUUCUUCCUCUUCUUGUCCUUCUUUUCCUUCUCCUCCAUAUUUCUUCCUUCUCUCUCUUUUCUCCCCUUCUCAAUCUUUUCCUCCUUUUCCUUCCCUCCUUCCUCUCCUUCUCCACAUUUUCUUCUUCUCUCUCUCUUUUCCCCCUUCUCAAUCUUUUCCUCCAUCUCCUUCCCUCCUUCCUUCCUUCUCUCUCUCUCCUUCUUUUCCUCUUUCUUCUCUCCAUCUCUUAUUCUGUCUCGUCUCCCCUUCUCUAACUUUUCCUCCUCCUUCCCCUCUUUUCUUCCUUCUCCUAUCUUCUCCUUCUUUUCUUUCUCCUUCUCCUUUCUUUUGCCAUUGGAUCUCUGAGAAAUUUUGUCCAUGCGUAGAUUUUUAACUUAAUUAUUUGGAUAGCAGUAGCACCUUCCAUUAAUGACUUUUCAGAUACUUGUUUCAAGUCACAAGCAUGCCAGCAGUGGUGAAAAGCCUUAAUUCAGCCUCAUGAUUUUGCACUUUGACAUUUGAAAACCAAAGUGUGAGUAUUUUUUUACUAAUUAGCAUUAUCAGAGGCAAAAACGGGGAUUUGCAAGCCAAAACUGGCACCCUUCUCAACUGGAAAGUCAACUUCAAAUUGCCAUGAGGACUCCCUCAUGAGGACUAGUUCCUUAGCCCGAAGGCUGCAAUGUUGGAAGCUUUUCCUACAGUGAUACAAAAACCUCUCGUGGGUUCAAAAUCAAAUACAUCACGGUUUGCCGAUUGUCAUCAAUUGAUUACAUUAAAAAUGCUGUAAAACAA
This is a messenger RNA of Pantherophis guttatus, 2241 nucleotides long. It is a transcript of the gene CA4, whose product is annotated as carbonic anhydrase 4. The record is from RefSeq and is a predicted model, not a curated record. Gene Ontology annotation, molecular function: zinc ion binding; carbonate dehydratase activity. NCBI's taxonomy places the organism in Eukaryota, Metazoa, Chordata, Lepidosauria, Squamata, Colubridae. Gene Ontology annotation, cellular component: plasma membrane.